AUGGAAUCUGCGUCUACGAAAAAGGUCUGCUACUAUUAUGACGGUGAUAUUGGAAAUUAUUAUUAUGGUCAAGGACAUCCCAUGAAACCGCAUCGCAUAAGGAUGACCCACAAUCUUCUUCUUAAUUAUGGUUUAUAUAGAAAAAUGGAAGUUUAUAGGCCAUCUAAAGCAUACAGCGAAGAUAUGACAAGAUUCCAUAGUGACGAAUAUGUCAAAUUCUUGAAGAAUGUAAGACCAGACAACAUGCAUGAAUUUAAUAAACAAAUGCAACGUUUCAAUGUUGGCGAAGAUUGUCCAGUCUUUGAUGGACUUUUCGAAUUUUGCCAGUUAUCAGCUGGUGGUUCUAUUGCUGCAGCCGUGAAACUGAACAAACAGCAAACUGACAUCGCCAUUAACUGGGGCGGCGGUCUCCAUCAUGCAAAGAAAUCUGAGGCGUCAGGAUUCUGCUAUAUCAAUGAUAUUGUAAUAGGGAUUUUAGAACUUCUGAAAUAUCACCAAAGAGUUCUCUAUGUGGAUAUUGAUAUUCAUCAUGGUGAUGGUGUUGAAGAAGCUUUCUAUACUACUGAUAGAGUAAUGACCGUUAGCUUCCACAAGUACGGCGAGUAUUUUCCUGGAACUGGUGAUCUAAAAGAUAUUGGUGCUGGUCGUGGUAAAUAUUACGCUGUCAAUUGUCCACUGAGAGAUGGGAUGGAUGAUGAUUGCUACGAGCGUAUUUUUAAGCCUGUCGUAACGAAAGUUAUGGAAACUUUUCGACCCGGGGCCGUUGUCUUACAGUGUGGUGCUGACUCAUUAUGUGGUGAUCGACUUGGGUGUUUCAAUCUUAGUCUGAAAGGCCACGGAAAAUGCGUCGAAUUUAUCCGCUCAUUUCCUUUACCGCUUCUUCUUGUAGGAGGUGGUGGUUAUACAAUCCGGAAUGUUGCUAGAUGCUGGACUAAUGAAACAUCUAUUGCCCUUGCAACUGAGAUCCCCAAUGAUUUACCCUACAAUGAUUAUUAUGAGUAUUUCGGCCCUGACUUCAAGCUGCAUAUAAGUCCGAGCAAUAUGGCUAAUCAGAAUACUAAUGAAUAUCUUGAGCAUAUAAAAACGAAACUAUUUGAAAAUCUGCGAAUGAUACCUCACUGUCCUAGUGUUCAGAUGCAAGACAUUCCGGAUGACAUUGUCGAUUUUGACGAAAAUGAUGCUGUUGCAAAAGAUUUAGCUGAUCCAGACAAGAGGAUUUCAAUAAUGGCUGCGGAUAAAGCCAUCAUGCCCAAUAAUGAGUUUUUCGACGAUCCAGAAGAAGGUUCUGGGCUUGGAGGCACCACACUUCGAUCAGGCAAAUCAGCUUCACGAGAUGUUCAAAAUCACCGAGACCAACCAAAACGCGCACGCACGGAUGAAGAUGCCAGUUCAUCCACCACGAAAUCAAACAGUAAAGAAGGAAGUGGAUCUAAAAAGUCAGAUUCUACUAGUGACAAGCGUUCGGAGUCCAAAAGCGAUUUUGUAGAAAAAAUGGAGGUUGAUUUAUCUAAAAAAGCCAACGGUCUAAUAGAACCGGAGCGAGCUGCUAAUUAA
Schistosoma curassoni is the source of this 1554-nucleotide messenger RNA. The record is from the annotation of a GenBank genome assembly. NCBI's taxonomy places the organism in Eukaryota, Metazoa, Platyhelminthes, Trematoda, Strigeidida, Schistosomatidae.